This is a messenger RNA of Daphnia carinata, 4593 nucleotides long. RefSeq names its product terminal uridylyltransferase 4-like. The record is from RefSeq and is a predicted model, not a curated record. Gene Ontology annotation, molecular function: zinc ion binding; RNA uridylyltransferase activity; nucleic acid binding. The transcript is spliced from 12 exons. Lineage: Eukaryota; Metazoa; Arthropoda; Branchiopoda; Diplostraca; Daphniidae. The coding region runs from base 283 to 4296 and encodes 1337 amino acids.
CAAUAGUCAACUGCCUAUCUAAAUGGCGGCUCCGUAAUUUUGAUUUCGCACUUUUUCAAGUUAUGUAACUAUUGUUAACAAUAUUUGGAGCUACGCCAUGUUAACCCAAUCCAAGUCUUAGGAACACUGACCAAAAUGUUUUUCUUAUCAGACUGCAUUGAAUUCAUAUGGUAAUUUUGUCACCUGAUAUUCAAGCUCGUAACUGACUCAAAUUUCUGAAACUUAGCUGCCAUCAAGUGUGUAAUUCUUGUGGAUCUUUCACUUAUUAAGAGUCUAACUUAAAUGGCAGAAAGUACUAGUGUGGCUCUUUUAGAGCAGGAUCUCAAAAAAUAUCUGGGUAUCACUCCAAGUGCCAAUAUCCCAACAUCGUCACAGUCAGCACAAAACGCUCCAUAUCAAAGAAACCAGAAAAUUAUUUCUCAGCCUGAGAAGUUAGAUACUUUGGCAACCAAGACAGCUAAGGUUUCUAGAGGAAGAAAUAGUGAGUCAACUCCAGACAAAAGACCCCAAAAGCCUCUGGCUAACCAAAGAAAAGAAGUUUCUCACAGGGAAACUUCUUCAAGCACCAAACCUGUUGCGAAGUCUGUAAAAGGAGAAAAUGCAUCAGCAAAGCUAAAGGAUGACUGUGCACAAGAAAAAAAGAACAAUGUUGCACAAAAACAUCCAUCAAUACAACAAAUUCCGAACGAAUCAACUUCCAUUGCUGGUUUCAUACGUGACCGUCGUUGGCACGCAGAUGACCAAACGACGAAGAAAAACGCGAAAGCUUUUAGCAGGAAUGGAGAAGAAAUUCCAGAAAAUUGGCGCCAACCACCAAAAAAAAUUAGCCAAGUACCUCGGAAGGGGACGCCCAAGGGGAGUAAUUCAUCCGCAGAGGAGCCGAAUAGCAGCAAACAUGCAAGCAUUUCUGAACUUGCUAUGGCCAACAACGUGAGCGCUCUGUCAGAAGGAACAACAAAAAGCGGUAUGAAAGGUGACCAACGACAAAAACGAGUGGUGGCCAAGGCCAAGUCCAUUGAAAAACUUCGUGCUAAGAAGGAAGGUUUAAAAACAGAACGUAAUGAAUUAACUUCUCGUUUGAUCCUAGAAUAUAAAGAAGUUCCCAAACACCUUUCGGAAUCCAACUAUCCCGCAGGAAUUGUUCCAUCAUGUCCACCUAUCGGCCCGGCUACUCAAUCCAAUGGUAAAAAAAAUGGCGCACGACCUGUAUCAAAAGAUGCUGAAAACCAUCGUGAUGAACUUCCGCAAAUGACUAAUCAAGAUGGAGAAGAGAUAGUCCGAAUAGUGGUCUUACCGACGCCACCUCAACAAACACGAAAGAAAGGAACCAAGCAUGAGAAACAGGAAGCUCCAGGAAAGGCGGAAGAUGAUGGGUCUAGCAGCAGUUCUUCGUCGUCUAGUGAAGAGGAAAAAACACCAAGGCCUAGCGCAGUGCAGCAGCCUCUGAUAUUCAAUAUACGCAGACCUGAAUUGGAGUUAUUCCGCAGAAAAGGUGUUCUCCCUCUAAAGCACAUCAGCCCAAAAUUUCCCAGGGCCAUCUUCCACUGCCGGUUGUGCAGUUUUCACAUCAGCAGUAUACCAGAAGUUUAUCGUCAUAUGAAAGAUGACCGGCAUGUUAGGCUUCAGAACCAAGAAAGGAGCCGCCAAACAGCGUCGCUGAUGCCUUUUCCAACUCCUGAAAUCGCUGAUGUCAUUGGGCAGUUCGUCGAGAAUAUAUACCAGUGUUCUGGUCUAACCGCAGAGGAUUUGAAAAUCCGUAGGACGGCCACAGAGAUACUAAAAAACAUGAUAGAAACGGCUUUUCCAGGAUUUACUAUAAGGCCCUAUGGUUCUGUCGUCACAGAACUUGGACUUCGAGCUUCAGACGUUAAUGUCGGUUUAAUAGAAAUCUCCCCUGAUUCGAAGAAGGACGGGUUAAUCAUCAUUCAAGUUCUGUCCUGGCUGCGAGGCCCCGCAUCCAACUCGUUCCGCCACAUCGGCGAUGAUUUGAAUUGUCGUACGCCUGUCAUCCACUUUCAGUACGAGCAAAUGGGCAUCACGUUCGCAAUGGUUGUUGAAAGCGAAAAUGCCUAUAAAACAACCCUUCUUUUGCAGCAAUAUCGGAUCAUAGAUCCACGUUUUGCUGUGCUAACCGUAGCGUUUCGCACCUUCGCUCGUAUUUGCUCUCUCGACCAACCGGAAUUGGGCUCCUUACCUCCGCAUGCUUUUACCCUCAUGGUCUUGUACUAUUUACAACAAGACCGUGUUUUACCUGUUUUACACCAAUUGAAAAAAGGCGACAGCGAAGACGACUACAUGAGUGCUGCUGAAUUUCUUAAAAUGAAGGAAAGAGGAGAGUGGGAGUCUAAGGAUUUGUCUCUAGCCCAUCUGUGGUUGGGCCUUUUGAAAUUUUAUGCUUACACGUUUUCGCACAAUGAGCAUGCCGUUUGCGUUCGCUCGUUGGAGCCAUUGUUGCGCUCAACCAAGAAUUGGGGAAAUCGCCGAAUCGCCAUCGAAGAUCCAUUUCACGGCAAUGUCAAUAUGGGCUCCUUUAUGUCCACCAGCCAGGCUUUCGAUUUCUUCUUGGAUUGUAUGCGCAACCUAUUUCACUACUUUUGGAUACCGCACACUGCCAACGGACCGCUCUUCGUCCAUCUCCUUUUGCCCGGUGAAGUCAAUAUCGAUGAUCCGCUGCAGUGUACUCGGGCAGAAGCUGUGAGAAGAAUGACGGCACUGAAAAAGGAAGACGUCAAAUGGGAUUUCCAGCCAGAAAAAAUCUUGCUUUCGAAACGUCUGCCAGUUAUCUGCACUAUUUGCAGUGCUGAUGGGCACACGAAACAAAAGUGUACCGAGCUGGAAGUGCCCGAUGUUGGAUUCAUACCGCCACCGGAUUUCAAUUACUUUGCUCUCCUAGACAACGUCUGCUGGAACAUCUUUCGCAACUUUGCUCAACGAGAGGUGGAUACCACCAACAGGAAAACUAUCCAAAAGGAGCUCGAAACGCAUAUUCGAGGCGAUUAUCCGGAUGCUGUUCUGUCAAUGUUUGGAUCCUCAUGCAAUGGUUUUGGAUUCGCGGAUAGUGACGUGGACUUAUGUCUGACUUUCGAGUCCAACAAAGACGGCAAAGGCAUAGAUUUCGUGGCGGUCGUCAAAAAGUUGGCCAAAAGUUUAAGACGCAACCGUUUCUUUUGCGACAUUGUUCCCAUAUCAUCGGCGAAGGUUCCCAUCGUGAAAUUACGUCACAGACCAACAGGCUUGGAGUCGGACAUUUCUCUAUAUAAUCAACUUGGGAAGCGGAAUUCACAACUUCUCGCAACAUAUUGCGCAAUUGACACGCGCGUUCGGAUCCUGGGUUACAUGGCGAAAUUAUUGGCCAAACAGUGCGAAAUUGGUGAUGCAUCUCGCGGCUCGCUGUCUUCUUAUGCGUACACUUUAAUGGUGAUUCAUUACUUACAACAAGUUACACCGCCUGUUAUCCCCGUUCUCCAAGAGAUCAAGUUCGAGGGCUCUGAUAGGGAAAAGUACAUGGUCGAAGGAUGGGACACGUGGUUUUUUGAAAAUACCGAAGAUUUGGGAAGAGUAUGGCCGCAUCAUGGUGCCAACCGCGAACCACCCUCAACGUUGUGGCUUGGAUUUUUACUUUAUUAUGCCAAAUUAUUCGAUUAUCGAUUGCAAGUUGUCUCCAUCCGACAGCUAAAACCCCUUUUCAGGCUCGAAAAGAUGUGGACUGAUCGUCCAAUCGCAAUCGAAGACCCCUUUGACUUGAGUCACAAUCUGGGAUCGGGAGUAUCGCUUCGCAUGGGUGCUUACAUCCGUCGGGUAUUCGUGACCGCUCGGAGGUUCUUUCAGACUCCCGUCAGAGCAUUGCCCCCACAUUUUUCGUCCUUGGAGGAAUAUCUGUUCAACCCCAAAGUGCUGAUUUCCACAGGACCACCACCUAACGAUCGUGGAUGUUUAAUUUGUGGCAAAGUUGGACACAAGGCCAAGGAAUGUGAAAACAGGGGAAAGAGGAACAGGGGUCAAGAUCAGAACCCUCCCCAGCCAAGAGAUAAUCCGCAGAAUACGGCACAGGAAGUACAUAACAGAAAUAUGCCUCAGCAAACAAUGAAUCGUGACAGAGGUCCUCAGCAGAUGAACAGAUACAGACCUCAAGGAUUCCAUCAGAUGAACCGUGAUAGGGGAGGCGGGCCACUACAAUAUCAGCAGGUCAAUAGGCAUAGACCUGUGAGACCAAACCAUCGACCUGGGAUGCCCCAAAACAGCGGGGAACAAAUCUUUCCGGCUAGACGACCAACUGCAGAUCCCAAUCAGCCAUAAUUAGGCUUAUUAAGACGUGUUUUCAAUGAAAAGAAACUAAGAUUUUAGACACACAGAUAAAUUUCUAUGGAAAUUCUGUAAUUUGGUAUCUUCUCUUUGACAACUGAAAAGGAGAAACUCUUUUUACUUUUCUUUUUUUACAUUAUGGUUUAAAAUUUGUUUUGACAGCUGUCACUUAACACACCGAGCGUUUGCUACCCGUUUUCGAAAUUGUUGAUGAAUAUGAUUCUUUUCAAUUGUAAAUACUUUUUUAAUACAAUGGGGUAUGACCGACCUGCCCAUAUCAUGGCAGGGUCU